AUGUCGGCGCUGCGGAGAGAGGUGGUGCAGGUCUACCGCCACUGCUUGCAGUCGGCGGCGCGGUGCCCCGAGCAGACGCACCGCGCGACGAUGCGAGCGUACGUGCAGAUGAAGUUCCGUGACAAGGCCCACGUCCGUGAUGCCAAGGCCAUUGCGCUCCUUCUCGCGGAUGCCAAGGAAGAGCUCGAGCGCAUGAACUACUACCAUUCCAUGUACCAGUCGGGCCAGACGCAAAAGGCGACGCAUGGCGAGACGGCGCAGCUCGCGUCACAUUGCCCCAACUGUAAUCACGCCUUUGCGACGCCGACCGCGCGCUUCUGCAGCGAGUGCGGCGUCCAGCGCCCGACCAUUGCCUAGUCGAUAGAUUUGCAAUCGACACUCGAAGAUACACACGUCCAUUCGCCUCGAGCUGUGAUCAAAGCAUCAGGUAUACAUCGAGCGUACUUUCCGCUGCGUGAUCACGAAGGAGGCGCGCUUUUACUCGAGCUAGACGAGAGCACUCGCCUUUGCCCGGCGCCGAGCGUCGAGUGUACUCAGUUUCAAAUGCAGCUCCACAGGCGAGUGUUGAGUGGGUCUUGCUACACAGCAUUCUUGCUGGGUGCCGG
This is a messenger RNA of Saprolegnia diclina VS20, 605 nucleotides long. RefSeq lists its product as hypothetical. The transcript has a single exon. Gene Ontology annotation, cellular component: mitochondrion. Lineage: Eukaryota; Oomycota; Saprolegniomycetes; Saprolegniales; Saprolegniaceae. The record is from RefSeq and is a predicted model, not a curated record. Bases 1 to 357 code for a protein of 118 amino acids. Gene Ontology annotation, biological process: mitochondrial respiratory chain complex II assembly.